AUGUCAUCGUAUCAAAAGGAACUGGAAAAAUACAGAGACAUAGAUGAAGAUGAGAUCCUAAAGACCCUGAGCCCUGAGGAGCUGGAACAGCUGGACUGCGAGCUACAGGAGAUGGACCCUGAGAACAUGCUCCUGCCGGCUGGACUAAGACAACGUGACCAGACAAAGAAGAGCCCAACGGGGCCGCUGGACCGUGAGGCCCUCUUGCAGUACCUGGAACAGCAGGCGCUAGAGGUCAAAGAGCGUGAUGACUUGGUGCCCUUCACAGGCGAGAAGAAGGGGAAACCCUACAUCCAGCCCAAAAGAGAAAUUCCAGUGGAGGAGCAGGUCACUCUGGAGCCUGAGCUGGAGGAGGCGCUGGCCCACGCAACAGAUGCUGAGAUGUGUGACAUUGCAGCAAUUCUGGGCAUGUACACACUGAUGAGCAACAAGCAGUACUAUGAUGCGAUCUGCAGCGGAGAAAUCUGCAACACCGAAGGCAUUAGCAGUGUGGUGCAGCCUGACAAGUACAAGCCAGUGCCAGAUGAGCCCCCAAAUCCCACCAACAUCGAGGAGAUACUGAAGAGUGUUCGAAGCAAUGACAAGGAGGUAGAGGAGGUGAACCUCAAUAAUAUCCAGGACAUCCCGAUACCCAUGCUGACUGAGCUGUGUGAGGCCAUGAAGACAAAUACCCACGUCCGGAGCUUCAGCCUGGUGGCCACAAGGAGUGGUGACCCCAUUGCCAAUGCAGUGGCUGACAUGUUGCGUGAGAAUCGUAGCCUCCAGAGCCUGAACAUCGAAUCCAACUUCAUUAGCAGCACAGGGCUUAUGGCUGUGCUGAAGGCAGUUCGGGAGAACGCCACACUCACAGAGCUCCGAGUAGACAACCAGCGCCAGUGGCCUGGUGAUGCGGUGGAGAUGGAGAUGGCCACCGUGCUCGAACAGUGUCCCUCCAUUGUCCGCUUUGGCUACCACUUUACACAGCAGGGGCCACGCGCCCGGGCCGCUCAGGCCAUGACCCGGAACAAUGAACUGCGUCGCCAGCAAAAGAAGAGAUAA
Molecule: messenger RNA, 1038 nt
Organism: Rangifer tarandus platyrhynchus (Svalbard reindeer)
Lineage: Eukaryota; Metazoa; Chordata; Mammalia; Artiodactyla; Cervidae
Source: the annotation of a GenBank genome assembly